AGAGCUUCAUCUAGUUCUGCUUUCUCCAUGCUAUCGAAUUGGUUCUCCAGCUCUAGCUCUCUUUGAUGAGAUUUUGAACCUUUCUCCAUUCAUCCUACACCAAGUGAUUAGCUAGCUUACAAAGUUUGUCAAAGAUAUAGAGAUGACAACAGCAACUCCCACAACAAUUUCAGAUUAACUACUCUCUUCAAGUAGAAGCAAUGGCUGCUCCUGCACAUAGUUCCUUGAAAAAGCAACAUUACAUUGAGAGAGCCUCAUCUAGCUCUGCUUUCUCCAUGCUAUCGAAUUGGUUAUCCAGCCCUAGCUCUCUUUGAUGAGAUUUCGAACCUUUCUCCAUUCAUCCUGCACCAAGUGAUUAGUGCCACGUGCAAUUUGUAGAUUCCACUCUCCGCGUCACCAAGGUUGAACUUAAUUUGCCACAUAGUUCCUUGGUUCUUAAUGACAAUGAAACCACCAUAUUACUAAUUCCCACUUCUGAAUGAUGUACUACACAGUGUCGUUUCCUAGCAUGCAUUUUGUUCCAGUAGGAAGAUCUUUGUGCAGAUACAAACGACUCACUUUAGCUGCUCAUUCAAAAAGGAAAAGAAGACCACCACAGAACCGUCGGUAUCAACCACAUCCCAAGCAACCUCCAGAGUUUGGUGUUAAUCUGUUCUUGAAGAAGCCUAGCACCACCUCUGGACCCAUACCCAUUGAAGAAGAUAUGUAUGAAGGUCCUCAUGAAGAGGAGGAAGAAAAUAUUGGUGUUGUUUGGGAAUCAGAUGAGCUUGAAGCCAUCGCAUCACUUUUUCAAGGUAGAAUCCCACAGAAGCCUGGAAAAUUAAAUCGAAAAAGGCCUCUUCCUCUUCCAAUUCCCUGCAAACUUCGACCUUUGGGACUACCUACACCAAAAUCGCUAGUAAAAUUGACAGCUCCAGGUGUGGUUUCUUCUCGUGCUUCUGUGGCUAAGAAAGUGUAUAAAAGCCCGAGUUUCCUAAUUGGGUUAGCAAGAGAAAUAAGUAGACUUGGUCCAGAUGAAGAUGUAUCUAAGAUUCUUGGAAAGUGGGUGCAGUUCCUGCGGAAAGGGUCCUUGUCAUUGACGAUAAGAGAAUUAGGCCACAUGGGAUGCGCUGAGAGAGCCUUGCAAACAUUCUUAUGGGCUCAAAAUCAAUCUCAUCUCUUCCCGGAUGAUUGGAUUCUGGCCUCAACUGUUGAGGUAUUGGCUAGGAGCCAUGAGUUAAAAAUUCCAUUCAACAUAGAACAGUUUACUGGGUUGGCAAGUCGUGGUGUGUUGGAGGCAAUGAUUAGGGGGUUUAUAAAAGGAGGAAACCUUAGACUAGCGUGGAAGGUUCUAGCAGUUGCCAGGAGGGAUAAAAGAAUGUUAAAUUCCAGCAUUUAUGCUAAACUAAUAUUAGAACUUGGAAAGAACCCUGAUAGACACAGGCACGUAGUGCCCUUGUUAGAUGAACUUGGAGAACGAGACGAAUUGAAUUUAAGCCAACAAGAUUGUACUGCUAUAAUGAAAGUCUGCACUAAGAUGGGGAAAUAUGAAGUAGUUGAGAGCCUGUUUAGUUGGUUUAAACAGUCUGGCAAUCAACCAAGUGUAGUUAUGUUCACUUCUGUGAUUCACAGCCGUUACAUGGAGAAGAAAUACAGAGAGGCCCUGGCUGUAGUUUGGGAAAUGGAGGCUUCAAAUUGCCUCUUUGAUCUUCCAGCGUAUCGUGUGGUAAUAAAGUUGUUUGUUGCUUUGAAUGAUCUAUCUAGAGCCAUGAGAUAUUUUUCAAAACUUAAAGAAGCUGGAUUUUCUCCCAGUUACGGCAUAUACAAGGACAUGCUUCAAAUUUACAUGGCCUCCGAGAGGAUAUCAAAGUGCAAAGAUAUUUGCAUGGAGGCCGAAAUAGCAGGUUUCGAGCUAGAUAAAUAUCUAGUGAAUAGUGAAAAACUGUAGACUUUAAGAAUUCUGCAGGCAUCCUCUUGUCUGAAUCAGUUUUGAAUCCUACCAUGGUAAUGGGGCCUUCCAUUUAAUUUUGAAAUAUUUAAUAUAAUAUGAGGUGAAUUUUUAGACUGAGUAACAAACUAUGUUCUGCUAACAAUUUCAUUUGUCAUUUAUGAAUCCUCUAAAUAAACAACUUAUAUAAAUUAAUUCUUAUAAUUAGUUUUUUUAUAAGUUUUUAUUGACUUUCACUUCUAAUAAUUUUAUCCAUACACGUUCACUCUGCAUAUGCGUAAUACUUCCUAGUAUUGUAACGGAGUAAAAUAUCAAUUUGGUCUUUGAAAUUGUAUGAUUGUAUCAAUUUUAUCUGAAAAAUUAUAAAAGUCUCAAUUUAUUCUUUAAAAUUUAAAAUUUUGUUUAAUGUUAGUUUCUCUUAUUAGUUUGCUUUGAUCAAUACUGAGGUGGCAUUGUAGUUAAUGAUGAUGUGGUACUAAAGUGGUAAAUUGUAAAUUUUGUUAUAUUUUUACUUUUAAUUUCAUUUAAAUUUGAUUCGUAGAUUCUAUUAUUCAUCUUAUCUUCUCUUUUAUAAUGUUCUUCUCCGUCCCUCCUUUCUUUUCAUUGAACUCUCAAUUCCAUUCCAAUCUCAAAACUUGAACGAACCACCAAUUUCAAGUUGUACCAAAUCCUAAGUUCAAGCCUCCUAAAAAGACAAACUAAAAAAUUGAAUAUAUAAUAUUGUAUAGAGUGUAGGGUUUAUUUUGUACACAACUUUAUUUUGUUCAAUGUAUAGUCCUUGUAAUGCCAUUUUUUUUUUUACUUAAAAUGUAUUAUUGUUUUUCAUACUUGUGUUGUAAUAUUGCUGUUUUUUUUAACACAACGACAAAUGAAACCAAGACUGUUUUAUAAAUAUUGUUGUUUAUAUAAUGUAACUAUGAUUAAGUUUUUGUUGUUGUUUAUGUUAAGUUUUUGUUGCUAUUUUUAUAUAUUCUUUGUUGUUUUUAUAAUGGUUUAUAACAAAAUCAAUAUGCACGUAUUGCUAAAUGAGCUUAACACUC
Messenger RNA from Abrus precatorius (Indian licorice), 2967 nucleotides. Its product is annotated as pentatricopeptide repeat-containing protein At2g01860. The record is from RefSeq and is a predicted model, not a curated record. The transcript is spliced from 6 exons. The coding region runs from base 479 to 1927 and encodes 482 amino acids. Lineage: Eukaryota; Viridiplantae; Streptophyta; Magnoliopsida; Fabales; Fabaceae. Gene Ontology annotation, molecular function: protein binding.